UUCUUCUUCAUUUCUAAAUUCCACCAAUGGCGUCGACUCUCUCUUGCUCCGCCUCUGAUCUCAUCCCCUUACUAUCAGGCGGAGCCAACGCCACCGCCGCAGCCGCCGCCGCAGAAUUCAUCUGCGGGAGAUUCGAAACGAUCUCCGGCAAAUUCACCGACGCGUCUUACGCUAUAGACAACACUUACCUCCUCUUCUCCGCGUACCUCGUCUUCGCAAUGCAGCUCGGCUUCGCCAUGCUCUGCGCCGGCUCCGUCAGAGCCAAAAACACGAUGAACAUAAUGCUCACGAACGUCAUCGACGCCGCCGCCGGAGGUCUCUUCUACUACCUCUUCGGCUUCGCCUUCGCCUUUGGCUCUCCGUCCAACGGCUUCAUCGGAAAACACUUCUUCGCCAUGAGCGGCUUCCCGAAGGCUUCGUUUGAUUAUCCUUACUUUCUUUAUCAGUGGACGUUCGCCAUCGCCGCCGCGGGGAUCACCAGCGGGUCCAUCGCCGAGAGGACGCAGUUCGUUGCGUAUUUGAUUUAUUCGUCUUUCUUAACCGGGUUGGUUUACCCGAUCGUGUCUCAUUGGUUCUGGUCUAGCGACGGUUGGGCGUCUCCAACUAGAGCUGAUAACCUUCUGUUUCAAUCAGGGGUGAUUGAUUUCGCUGGAUCCGGCGUCGUUCACAUGGUUGGAGGGAUAGCCGGUUUAUGGGGAGCGUUAAUCGAAGGACCGAGAAUCGGCCGGUUUGAGAAUAGAGGUAAACCGGUUACGUUGCGUGGUCAUAGCGCGACGUUGGUUGUGCUUGGUACGUUCUUACUCUGGUUCGGUUGGUACGGGUUUAACCCCGGUUCGUUUGCGAUUAUUAACAAAUCUUACGGUGCGUCUCCGGGAAGUUCGUUUUACGGACAGUGGAGCGCGGUCGGGAGAACAGCUGUUACAACUACUUUAGCUGGAUGCACGGCGGCGUUGACGACUCUGUUCGGGAAAAGACUUAUUGAUGGUUAUUGGAACGUGACUGACGUGUGUAACGGUUUGCUAGGCGGGUUUGCCGCGAUAACCGGCGGUUGCUCGGUUGUUGAACCUUGGGCGGCGGUUAUCUGCGGGUUUGUAGCUGCAUGGGUGCUAAUGGGAUUCAACAAGCUAGCUGAUAAGUUGAGAUACGACGAUCCUUUGGAAGCGGCUCAGCUUCACGGUGGUUGCGGCGCGUGGGGGAUUAUAUUCACCGGUUUGUUUGCGGAUAAAACGUAUGUUUCAGAGAUCUUUGGAGGCGAUCCGAACAGGCCUUACGGGCUAUUGAUGGGAGGGGGAUGGAGGUUGCUUGCGGCGCACGUUGUCCAGAUUGCGGUGAUUACGGGGUGGGUUAGUGCGACGAUGGGGACUUUGUUUUUCGUGUUGCAUAAGCUGGAGCUGUUGAGGAUACCGUCGGAGGAUGAGAUCGCCGGGAUGGAUCCGACGAGUCAUGGCGGGUUGGCUUAUAUGUACACUGAAGAAGAGAUCGGGAAUGGGAUUAUGGUUAGGGAGAUGGGUCGUGAAAAUGAACAUGUAUAAUUAGGUGUUCUUUAGUUUCUUCAUUUUAAUAUAGCUACUCUUUGGUCUCUGAUUGUAUAUAUUUGCUCCUUUUGCAUUGGAGUAAAUUGUUCUAG
Messenger RNA from Brassica oleracea var. oleracea, 1627 nucleotides. Its product is annotated as ammonium transporter 1 member 4. Gene Ontology annotation, cellular component: membrane. Gene Ontology annotation, biological process: ammonium transmembrane transport; ammonium homeostasis. The transcript has a single exon. Lineage: Eukaryota; Viridiplantae; Streptophyta; Magnoliopsida; Brassicales; Brassicaceae. Gene Ontology annotation, molecular function: ammonium channel activity. The record is from RefSeq and is a predicted model, not a curated record. The coding region runs from base 27 to 1532 and encodes 501 amino acids.